AUGACAACUAUAGCAGCUACAACAGCAUCAGACGCAACAACGAAAACAUAUUCAACACUGCGAACAGACGAAAUCGUUUAUGGUAUAUGGAAUACAUCUGCAGGCCAAGAUAGCAUACCAUCUAUACCCGGAUGUGAAUCUGAUCCACCCCAAGCCGCGCUUGGUGGUAGCAUAAGGACAGAAUAUACUAGUCAUGGUUUUUGUACAGCAGGAUGCCCUUACUCAGACAAAUGUGGCUUAGCAACGGGUUUCUAUCUGACAUUCAAAAGUAGACCAUUCGUUUUUAAAAAAUUUCAGAUUGCGAUGAAAAAAUACUCGAAAGCUCGUGAUCCCAUGCGAAUCACAAUCGAAGGUAGCAGUGAGCAUCAAUUUAACUUAAUUCUUGGUGAAAGUUGGACUUUGAUCUAUAAUAGUAUUCCGGAUCUCAAGGUCGUUGGAAAGAGACGAACUUUUGGUGACGUCGAAUCAGUAGUUGACAACGUGUUGCCCUUCGCAAGCUAUCGUUUUCUCGUCGUUUCAAAAAGAGGCAAAGAAACGUCUGCUUCUUACUCAGAUGGAAAUGAUUGA
Adineta ricciae is the source of this 567-nucleotide messenger RNA. NCBI's taxonomy places the organism in Eukaryota, Metazoa, Rotifera, Eurotatoria, Adinetida, Adinetidae. The record is from the annotation of a GenBank genome assembly.